Messenger RNA from Pseudozyma flocculosa PF-1, 1653 nucleotides. RefSeq lists its product as uncharacterized. Gene Ontology annotation, molecular function: hydrolase activity, acting on acid anhydrides, in phosphorus-containing anhydrides. The coding region runs from base 1 to 1653 and encodes 550 amino acids. Gene Ontology annotation, cellular component: mitochondrion. The record is from RefSeq and is a predicted model, not a curated record. The transcript has 2 exons. Lineage: Eukaryota; Fungi; Basidiomycota; Ustilaginomycetes; Ustilaginales; Ustilaginaceae.
AUGUCGGCGGCACCUCCGAAGGGCUCUGGCGACGCCAAGCCCGUCCGCGUGCGUGGGCGGCAGCGCCCGACCGACCACAAGACGGGCCCCAAGGGAGAGCCGAUGACGCCCAUCCCCUCGGCGACGCUGGUGGUCCUCUGCCCUCGUUCGACGAGCGGGCCAGCCGAGGCCGUCUCGUAUGACACUCUGAUGGUACAGCGCUCUGCCAGAGACGGUUCGAGCUUCCGCUCAGCCGUCGUGUUCCCCGGAGGCGCCCUCGACCUCGCCGAUGAGGAGGCCAUCGACGUCGCUCUAGCCUCGAGUGCCGAGCGGAGCAGCGGCGGCAAACCGGCUUCGACGACGCCAGAAGGCUUUCUGCUGGCGCUCAAGCUCUGCGCCCUGCGCGAGACGUUUGAAGAGACAGGUCUGCUCCUCGUACCUUCGGCUUCGCCGAGCCAGCCCGGAGGGAUCCCGAUCAGCCGAGCCAUUGGUCACGAGGAGGCGGGCAUCCCGAAGGACGAGUGGGACCACAUCCGCGACGAGGUCCACAACGACGCUGUCCACUUUGUCCCCUUCCUGCAGCGGGUCACCAAGGCGCUGGCGGGCGAGGGUGCUUCCGCCGCCUCAAUCGGAGCGAGCCUGCCCGCGCUGGCCCCCAUGGCCCACCACUCGAACUGGAUCACGCCCCGCGCCGUUGUCCGUCCGGCCAAGCGAUUCGAUGCCCACUUUUUCGUCACGGCGCUCGACGCCCCGGACGCUUUCGGCAAGGACAACAAGACGCUCGCCUUGUCUGCCGACGGAUCCGAGACGCUCUCGCUGCGCUUGGGCACGCCGCGCGAGAUCAUCGACCUCGGACUCGCCGACCAGAUCAGCCUGUUCCCGCCGCAGUUCUACAUUCUCGCCGACCUGGAAGCUGCCAUUGGGCCCCAGACGACGACCGCUUCUCGCCGCUUCCAGCCUCUGAUCUUCGCGCCCAGUAGCCCGGCGACGUACACGCCCGCGGCCGAGUACCGCGUCACGCCGAUCGAGGAAGAGCAGCGCGGCCUGACUGGCCGGCAGAACUUUUCGUGGGAUCGCACCGAUCCGCCGGCGUCCGGAAAGGCCUCUGGCGCCUCGUCGGACAAGACGAGCUGGGUCGGCGACACGCAGCCUCCGCUCAACAAGCAGCGCGACCUCGGCCUGCACCCUGACCGCAUCGACCCGCGAGUCACGGUCGUCGAGCCAAAGGGACUGCCCAAGCAAGGCGCCAUGGUCUCGCUCGGCAGGAAGAAGGGAGAGGCAGCAACGUCGUCGGCAGGCGAAGCGGAGGAAGAGGAGACGCCGUUUGUCUUCCCCCUGGUCCUGCCCGGCGACUGGCAGGCCUCGCCCUCGCAACAGGAGAGGAUUAAGACGGCCUUCUCUGUGCCCUCCUCGUCCAGCGGCGCUGCGGCGUCGGGGCAGGCCACGACGGCCGGCGGCCAGCAAACCUCCGAGGCGGCCACCGCGCCCGCACCCGAGUCCAGGCCGCUCAACCGCCUGUACGUCUCGCCACGCCCCGCCGAGCUGGGAGGGGGCAUGACGGUGCGAGGCUGCGUGCGGCGCAGCAUCGGGACGCUGCAGGAUUUCCAGAUCGGUAUCCAGCUCCAGGACAAGUCGGGCGACGCCGAGCAGGCAACGAGGCGUGCCAAGAUCUAG